Molecule: messenger RNA, 933 nt
Organism: Rasamsonia emersonii CBS 393.64
Lineage: Eukaryota; Fungi; Ascomycota; Eurotiomycetes; Eurotiales; Trichocomaceae
Exons: 1
Coding region: 1-933 (310 amino acids)
Cellular component (GO): nucleus; cytoplasm
Molecular function (GO): ribonucleoside-diphosphate reductase inhibitor activity
Source: RefSeq, a predicted model, not a curated record
AUGGCCUCCUCCGCCCAGCCUGCGGCCCAUGACCCGCUUUCGAAGCGACGUCGUUUCCAACCCCCGAUCACAAGCUUCUUUGCUUCUGCAGGGUCCAAUGCAUCGGACGACAAUGACCACCAGGUCGGUGGUCUGUCUUACAAUAACUACUCCUCGCCUACCCAUUCCCCGACUCCUGCUCUCCCGGCCAAAGUCCAGUCCUCCCUCCUGACGGUCGGCAUGCGGAUCCGGAAGUCUGUUCCGGAAGGCUACAAGACCGAGCCGAAGAAAUUGACUGAAUACACCGUGUCGCAUACUGUCAACCCGUCUGGCGGCAGUCCAGCUGGGGGAUACACUCAGACUCGCAGCUGCUACGCCGAACUGGAACCCUUCUGUGGCAUGCACAAGAUCGGCAACUUAGCGGUCCAGACAUUCCCUCGUCCUGCAGAAGGAUAUCAAGACAGAAGCACGCAUAUGUCAGCUGAUAACGAUGAUAUGUCUUCACUGCCAUCAAAAAGUCAAGAAUCCAACGCGUCGUCGGCCUUUUCCUCCAACUCUCAUAAACGCUCCUACGACUCUGAUCUAGAGGAUGUGGACGAGAAUGGAGAUGAUGGAUUGAUCCAUUCGUCAGCCUCCUUUCGAGGAUCUAUUACAGCAGGAGGAAUCUGGCAAGAUCCGCUUCGUUUGAAUCCUGUCACCGAAACCUUGACAGCUGCACCUUCGAGGUCACAGCGGGCCAUACUGUCGCCCAAACUCAGACAGCAGCGACGACAGAUCUCCUCCUUCCAGAGCCUUGGGAAGAGGUCCCCUGAACAAGAGAACAAGGACCCUUCUUCAGUCAAGAACGACGUGAACAUGGACGAUUUCGAGGAAGCUGCCUUCCUGCGACGACGAGAGGAGGUCGACGCCGAUUAUACGUGGGACGGCGGGGUUGAGGUGGAGAUGGGAGGCUAA